This is a messenger RNA of Drosophila montana, 1679 nucleotides long. RefSeq names its product galactose mutarotase. Lineage: Eukaryota; Metazoa; Arthropoda; Insecta; Diptera; Drosophilidae. Bases 83 to 1174 code for a protein of 363 amino acids. The record is from RefSeq and is a predicted model, not a curated record. The transcript has a single exon. Gene Ontology annotation, biological process: beta-D-galactose catabolic process via UDP-galactose, Leloir pathway; glucose metabolic process. Gene Ontology annotation, molecular function: carbohydrate binding; aldose 1-epimerase activity.
AUGAAGUGUUUGCGGUUUCGCAGUGUGCAGUACUUAAGUGACUGUCUUGUGUGUGUUUAACUCAUUACAAAGUCAGGUCGACAUGGUGCACGUCAAGGAAGAUGUCUUCGCCGAGGCUGCAGUGAAUCCAUUGACCAAGGAAACGGGAACAAUUCGACGCUUUACGCUGAGCAACGAUGAGCAGAUGUCGGUGCAGAUUCUAACGCUGGGCGCCACGAUCAGCAGCAUUAAGGUGCCGGAUGCCCAAGGUCAGGUGGAGGACGUGACGCUCGGAUUUGAUGAUUUGGCGGGCUAUGAAAGCGAACAGAAUCCUUAUAUGGGUGCCACCGUGGGCCGCGUCUGCAAUCGCAUAGCCAAUGGAAGAUUCGUACUGGACGGCAAGACAAUUGAGGUCACCCGCAACCGGGGUCAAUUGCAGCUGCACGGCGGCUUCAUAGGCUUCAACAAGGCGCACUGGCAAGUGCUGGAGGUGCUGCCCAACGGCGUCAGCCUGACGCACACCAAUCCCGAUGGCCACGAGGGCUAUCCCGGCGAGGUGACCGCCACAGUGCGCUUCACGCUCACCGAGGACAACUGCCUGCAUGUGUCCAUGGAUGCGGUGACGACCAAAGCGACGCCCGUGAAUCUCACCAAUCAUUCCUACUUCAAUCUGGCCGGGCACAAAGCUGGCCAAGCCGGACUCUACGAGCAUACGAUUGCCAUCAAUGCCUAUGGCAUUACCGAAACGGACGCGGAUUCCAUACCCACGGGCAAAAUUCUGCAAGUGGAUGGCGGCAAAUUUGAUUUACGCAUUGCCAGCAACCUGGGCGAACGCCUCCGGCAGCUGGAGCCGGCGCGUGGCUAUGAUGACAACUUUUGCGUGAAGUUUACGCCGCCCGAGGGCAUUACGAACGUGGCGAGAGUUACGCAUCCGCCGAGCGGUCGCUGGCUGGAGAUUGCCAGCAAUCAGCCGGGCGUACAGUUCUAUACGUCCAACUUUUUGCCCAACCAGGCGACGGGGGAGAGUCCGCUGGCGGGCAAAGCGGGCGCAGCCUAUGCCAAGCAUGGCGCCUUCUGUCUGGAGACGCAAAAGUUUCCCGAUUCGGUGAAUCAUGAGAAUUUCCCCUCGACCAUACUGCGUCCCGGCGAGAAGUAUCAUCACGAAGUAAUCUACAAGUUUGGCAAGCAGCAUUAACAAAUUGCAUAUAAUACUAUAUAGUAUGUAUACAGUGAAAACUCGCUUGAACGGGCGACCACUUAAAAGUUAAAGAUAUUAUUAUAUCAUAGGAAAUCCCAGACUCAUUUAUAAUUUUCCAAAUUUUUAAAUAUUUCUAUGAUAAUGCAACCCUUAUGCCCAUUUUUGAUUGGUAGAAAAAAGGGUGCAAAUUUAUUUAUUUAGAAGACAUUUCCGACUCCAUAAAGUAUUUAUUUUUCGACAGCCCAGUCGAUCUUCCCAGUUCCGUCCGUUCCGUCCGCACACUCGGUCUGAGAACCUAUAACUUUCCUGAUCUCCAUAUUAUGGUUAUAGAUCGAUAAAAAUCUAUAUGGAAAUUCUGUUUUUGAAGCAAAUCUCGCAGCUUACAAGAGAUAAAGGCGUCAAUUUGGAAUGCCGACUCUCGUAUAGUACAUAGAGAUCCGGAAUAAAUCCCUUUUUAACUACUACGUAAGACCUGAAACACCGAAGUAAUUCCCAGUCAGGC